UUUAUUUUUAUUUCUUCUUUCACUAUUGAUGCCACCACAACAAUUACCUCAACGUAAUGAGAUUGUAGACUGGUACAAUUCUAUCCCACCUAUUACGAAGGCUCUGUUUACACUCACCAUAGCCACCACCACCAUCUCUGGUUUAGGUCUGAUUCAGCCUUCUACUCUCAUCUUGUACUGGCCUAAUGUCAAACACAAAUUACAGCUAUGGAGACUAGUGACAUGUUUCUUUUUCAACAAGUUUAGUAUUGGUUUUGCUUUCAAUACGUAUUUCUUGUAUCGUAAUUCAUUACAGUUGGAGAAUGAAGUCUUUUCAGGUCAGCCAGCCGACUACAUGUUCUUCCAUCUCUUCACUACAGGAUUGCAGCUGGCUGCAGCAAGUAUAUUUGGUAUCUAUGUCCUGAGUGAUGGUCUGUUGUUGUCGGUUGCCUAUCUUUGGGCACAACAUCAUCAGGAACAGAUGGUGUCAUUUAUGUUUGGUGUCCAAUUCAAAGCUAUGUAUCUUCCUUGGGUUAUGAUUGCCUCUGAUUUCUUAAUGUCAGGUGGUGUCCUUCCUAGAGCAUCUAUUGCUGGUCUUGUAUCUUCUCAUGUUUAUCAUUAUUUGACACACAUCUAUCCAAACCAAGGAGGAAGACGUUAUCUUCAAACACCCAACUUUUUAAAACGAUUAUUUCCAUCAGCUCGAGGUAUUCGAAGUGGUGGUUUUCGUGCUGGAUUCAGUGGCAAUGAUGCAUCAAGAGGCCAAACAACAGGAUUUAUGAGUGGUCAUCGUUGGGGACCAGGAAGACGGUUGAAUUCAUAAAAAGUUGCAUAAAUCCUACCCAAAUAAAACUCAGCAGACUUUUUUUUUGCUACGUCACCUUUUUCUGUUGCUUAUUUUUGCUUGGUACGUUGAGCGGAGACAAGGAGAGGGGGUAGCAACCAGGUCAAUUUUUUUUCUCUCUUUUUUUUUUUUCUAAUCCCUUUUGGCUGUGAAAUAAACCCCCCUACU
This is a messenger RNA of Gilbertella persicaria, 991 nucleotides long. RefSeq names its product Der1-like family-domain-containing protein. Gene Ontology annotation, biological process: endoplasmic reticulum unfolded protein response. The transcript has 2 exons. Gene Ontology annotation, cellular component: endoplasmic reticulum membrane; Hrd1p ubiquitin ligase ERAD-L complex. The record is from RefSeq and is a predicted model, not a curated record. Gene Ontology annotation, molecular function: ubiquitin-specific protease binding; misfolded protein binding. The coding region runs from base 29 to 802 and encodes 257 amino acids. NCBI's taxonomy places the organism in Eukaryota, Fungi, Mucoromycota, Mucoromycetes, Mucorales, Choanephoraceae.